Phyllostomus hastatus (greater spear-nosed bat) is the source of this 497-nucleotide messenger RNA. It is a transcript of the gene APOA2, whose product is annotated as apolipoprotein A2. Gene Ontology annotation, biological process: low-density lipoprotein particle remodeling; cholesterol metabolic process; triglyceride-rich lipoprotein particle remodeling. Gene Ontology annotation, cellular component: blood microparticle; chylomicron; very-low-density lipoprotein particle. The record is from RefSeq and is a predicted model, not a curated record. Gene Ontology annotation, molecular function: high-density lipoprotein particle receptor binding; apolipoprotein receptor binding; lipase inhibitor activity. Bases 109 to 429 code for a protein of 106 amino acids. The transcript has 4 exons. NCBI's taxonomy places the organism in Eukaryota, Metazoa, Chordata, Mammalia, Chiroptera, Phyllostomidae.
CAGGGGGGUGGGGAGGCAGGCAGGUAUAUAGGCCCUGCCUCCCCGGCCAGGCCAGCCCCAGACGCAAGGACGGAGGCACUGACCAGGCCACCCUCCCACCGCUCCACCAUGAAGCUGCUGGCACUCACAGCACUGCUCCUCACUGUCUGCAGCCUCGAAGGGGCUUUGGUGCGGAGGCAGGCAGAGGAGUCGAGCGCGUCGAGCCUGUUCUCACAGUACUUCCAGACCGUGACCGAGUAUGGCAGAGAGCUGGCGGGGAAGGUCAACAGCCAGCACCUUCAGGCCCAGGCCAAGGGUUACUUGGAGAAGACACAGAAGGAGCUGGAACCCCUGGUCGACAAGGUUCAAAAUGACCUGAUGAGGUUGUUUGAUUACUUCGUGGGGUUCACAGCACAGGCGGAUGCCCAGCCAACUGCCGCUGCCUCCUAGAGCGCCCUCUGGCUAGGCCUCCUCCCUCCCCACUCUUUGUUUCUGCAAUAAAUGGGAAAGGGAGUCCA